UCCCAAUCCCCCGCCCACCCUCGAUCGACAUCAAACCCUAGCAGCAGAUCGGGCAGCCACCGGCCGGGAUGGAGGGGCUAGACGUCGACGACGUCUUCCACCACUACCGGCUGAGCCCUACGGAAGUGGAGGCCGUCACCUACUACCUGCCACGCCUCCUCUCCGGCGAGACGCUGCAUGCCGUCGACAAGCUCAUCCACCGCGUCGACAUCACCGGCUGCGAGCCCAAGGAUCUGGCCGCCCGAUACGCGCCCGUGCCGCAGGCCAUGAGCAGCGGCGACCGGUUCUUCUUCACCACGUGCAAGAGCAAGAACGGGAGCAAGCUCCAGAGCGUGCGCAGCGCCGGCGGCGGCACCUGGAGCAUCCAGAAAACCUCGGAGAUUAGCCACGCGGGAGUCAAGGUCGGCGAGGUCAAGAACCUGUCCUUCAAGAAGAAGGGCAAGUCGACAGGCUGGGUCAUGGAGGAAUACCGGUGCCUGCUGCCGGAGGCCACCGUCUCCGACGGGGUGAAGGUGUUCAGCAAGAUGCACUUGGCUCAGCAUGCUCCUGACGCGGCCCGCCAGGAAUCGGAGGCGUACAAGCUUCAGCAACAGCAACCAGAGGCCGUGACCCCGAGCACGCACGCGCAGAAGAGGCCAGCGACCGCUGCCGCCGUUGAUCCUCAACCGGCACGCCCCAAGAAGAGGACGUGCGUUGCCGUCCCCGUCCCGGCACCUGGAGCAUCGGCCACACCGUCGUUCUUGAUGUAUGAUGAGGCAGCCAGAGCAAUGCAUGGCCCGCUGCCUCACACCAACUUCCCUGUUCAGUAUGCACAAGCAUCAUGCGAGUCCACUACAACAUCCAGCCACUCCGACGUUGCUCAAGCUCCUGAGAUUUCCUCCCAGCUAGAUGUGAUGGAGUCCACCCAAUCAGAAGAGGCUGGCUCGAGCAUUGCAAGGAGCACAUCUGAAGAGGAUGUGUUUGAGCCAUUGGGGCCUAUUUCCGAUUUGCCGGAUUGGGAGGAAGAUGGUUUUGAUCUUGAAGAACUAAUGAGAAUGAUGGAAGACGACCCAAUUGAAGUUGAGCCGGUCACUGGAGCCAACACUGGCGUGGAGAUGGGCCAACAGGAACCUCUGUACCUGGAUGCCUUGGACCAAGGCGUGCUGGAGGGCAUGCUGCAGUCUGAUGACCCUUACCCAAUGUGGAGAUCAGAGGAUCAGGCCAUGCACAACCCUGCCUUCCAUGAUGACAAGGAGAAGAGGUACAAUGCCGCGUCGGAUCUUGACGCUCCAUCGCUUCAGGGACAGGACCACUUGUUCAAACCGCGGCCGUGCUCCUUCGAUCCAUUUGAAGCAGCAUGGAAGGCCGAAGAGGCGCUCGAGAAGGAGAAGAGGUGCAAUGCCGCGGCCAAUCUUCACGCUGGAGGGCACAGCAACUUCUUCUCGCCUGCAAGUGUCUACUAAGUCCGAUGUUGAAAUUGUUUUCAAAGUGUAUGAGAGGAUACUCACUGGCUGAUGUAUUAGUUCGUCCAUGUACGAUCGCCACGGAUGCACCUCUGAGCAAUUUGCUCCACUUG
Triticum aestivum (bread wheat) is the source of this 1555-nucleotide messenger RNA. RefSeq lists its product as uncharacterized. Gene Ontology annotation, molecular function: DNA binding. Bases 69 to 1442 code for a protein of 457 amino acids. The record is from RefSeq and is a predicted model, not a curated record. NCBI's taxonomy places the organism in Eukaryota, Viridiplantae, Streptophyta, Magnoliopsida, Poales, Poaceae. The transcript has a single exon. Gene Ontology annotation, biological process: system development; regulation of DNA-templated transcription.